UUGUCUCGCUUCGGCGUCGUCAGCGUCGUUUCUCCGCCUCCUCCCUCCUCGCUAACGUCCUCCCGGUCUUUCUGCAGCCCACGACUGCGCAGGCGCGAGGUUUUCCCCAGCAAGAGACGCUACCACUGCGCGGCGGAGAGGAGGGGGGCGCCGCCGUCGCGCUUCUCCUCCCGUUCCUGCGCUUCCCUUGCCGAAAAACCCCGAGGACUCCGAAGAAGAGAGAAGGCCUUCCGCCUAGUCACGUACUGCCUGGGCCACGCCAACGCCCCCCUCCUGGCCGCCAGCUUACUUUUCUUCCCACCGCUGAGCUGGCGCCUCGAGCUGCAGCAAGGAACCCUCUGCUACCUCCGGACCACUGCGCUCUCUGCUGCCGUCUCAGCCCUGGUCUACCUGUUCCUGGCUGGACUCUGGGGCAUCGAAGCCCAGACCACCAUCAGCGGCUACAUCCCUGUCCACCUGGCUCUGCUGGGGUGCCACGGAAGGCGCUCAGGGUGGCUGCCCGUGGCUCUGUCGGCCGGUUUGCUGUUCGGCCUCGGGGAGAUCCUGUCCCCACGUUCUCCCUUCCUCCUGCACCUCUCUGGGCUGCUGACAGGCCUGGCCUGUAUCCUUUCCAAACAGGUAAAAAGUUGGGAGGGGGAGUUGGAACCAGUUCAUGGCUUUAAAAAGAGGCACCAAACUGAUAAAUGGACUUUCUGCUUUAAAGAAACCGGACCACACUUUGAAAGGACUGACUGUGCUGGGACAUCGUCCAGGAGACGCCUGGAAAGGCUGCAAGAGUGGAUCCCGAGCUGCAGCCACCUCAGAAGGACUUUUUCUCACUUAAUCAGGCCCUCCACAUCCGGCAGCCUCCCAUUUACAGUCAGGAAAGAAAGAAUUCCUGCUCAGGAGAUGUUUCCACCUGACCUGGUAGGGACAGUUGCUGUCCAGAUUCUGUCUCCUCCUCCAUCUUGGGCUGAUGAAAGGGUAGCCCGGGAGUCCCAGCAUCCCUUCUCAGACCCCCAAGAGUCUUUGGGCACCCCCUUCUUUUCUCUCCCGGAUUUCCUGACGGAGGAAGAGCAAAUACAAGCAGGAAUCCGGGCUUCCCUGCAAGACAGAAGUGAGGAGGAAGUGAAGCUGCACAAAUCUUCUGUUUCUUCCCUCCGGCUCCAGCAGCUGCAGAAGAUGGGCUUCCCAACGGAAGAGGCCGUGAUCGCUCUGGCGGCCACCAGCCACGUGGAAGGAGCCGUCUCUCUACUGAUCGGAGGCCACGUCGGGGACAAAGCCAUGGUGAUGGCAGAGAACCGCUCGGGGCCUCCCACACAGCCUCAGUCAACCCUCAACCCGUGAGAUUGACCGCUGGCAUUUGGGCAGAACUUCUGUCAUACCGGGCAGAAACGGGAGCGGCCACGAAUGCCACAAAACAGAGGGAUGUCUUGCAAAAUCGAAGCUGGCUUUUUGCAGGAGCAUGAAAAGGCUUCAGAUUGGCUUCAAAGUCUCCGGGGAAGAGACGCAGGUUCAUCUGUGCCUUCCUGGAAGGCAGCAAGGAGUUGAGGGGUGGCAGGUGGCCACCCAGGAUGCCUUUCCAGACGGGAGUUGCAGUUUGUCUGCUUGCAAUUCCUUUUUCCACCCUGGACAUGAAUGAAUGGAGCAAAAAAAAAAACAAGCCCCACCCCAAAGUUGCAUGCAACAGGAACAAAAGUGCAGGAACCCAAUGCAGCUUUUGCCAAGCGUAUCCACCCGUUCUAGGCCAGCGGCCCCCAACCUGUUGGGCACCAGGGACCGGUUUAAAAGGCGGGGUGCAAGAGUGAGCCUAGGCGAUCCCAAGGGAGACAUCCAGGAAAAGAUGCCCUGUGUUAGGUGUGCAAGGAUACCACUAAUAUUUAUAAACUCAGAUGAAAUAGAGACAGGCAUGAAGAGGCACAAAGGCUAUUCUUUAAACAGAAGAAAAAAAUUUUUUUUUUACUCUCCCUCAAAAUUGUUGACAGAUGCUGGAGGACCAGCUAGCAAUCCUUGCUUCGCCACCAUCCCUCCCGAACAAAUCUUUCCCAAAAAUAAUAAAAGAAGACUAUUACAAGAAAAGACACAAAUUUCAAAAAGUUGGGAUAAUAAAUAAAGACUCCCCUCUUAA
This is a messenger RNA of Crotalus tigris (Tiger rattlesnake), 2107 nucleotides long. RefSeq names its product rhomboid domain containing 3 (gene RHBDD3). Lineage: Eukaryota; Metazoa; Chordata; Lepidosauria; Squamata; Viperidae. The transcript is spliced from 6 exons. Gene Ontology annotation, molecular function: serine-type endopeptidase activity; protein binding. The annotation marks the transcript as partial. The record is from RefSeq and is a predicted model, not a curated record.